CCGGCGCAGAGCGGAGCCAGCGCGCCUUCGCUGAGGGGAGCCUUCGCUGAGGGGAGCUUUCUGCCCGCCAUGGCGGUGGACGCGAGGCGGCUCCAAGGCCUCAGCCUUCACCAGCUCCACGAGCUGCUCGACGACGAGGAGCAGCUCCAGAACAUGGCCCUCGAGUUGGAGGAGGCCCAAAAUGUUCAGCUCAGCAAGGACAUAACUCUUGCCAGCAACCGUAGCCUGGCAGAAGGCAAUCUCUUAUACCAGCCAAAGCUGGAUGCUCUAAAAUCUGCAUUGACACAAAAGUACCAGGAGCUCCGGGUUCUCUUUGAAGCAUAUCAGAUUAAAAAAACCAAGCUAGACAGACAAUCUAGUAAUGCUUCUUUGGAAACUCUUCUAGCACUUCUUCAAACAGAAGGGGCUAAGAUUGAAGAAGAUACUGAAAUCAUGGCUGAGAAAUUUCUGGAUGGGGAAGUUCCAUUGGACACCUUCAUUGACGAAUAUCAAAACCAAAGAAAGCUGGCUCACUUACGACGUGUAAAAAUUGAAAAACUCCAAGAGAUGGUGCUGAAGGGACCCAAACCACCUCUGGUGCUGCCUCAGUCAAGAGCUGCAGAGAUACCUCCAGUACUUCAGACUUCAGAAGCAAAUACCCCUCCUUCUGUCGUGCCUCGUCGCAAUCCACCCCCACCACCUCCAGCAUCAGCAGUCCCAGCAGGUCGCCUUCCGACUCCAUUUACAGCUGCAAUGAACGCGGGACCAGCCAUUCCCAUUUCAGGUGCUCUGUACCUUCCUCACCCUCCGCUUCCUCCGCGAACAGGAAUUCCACCUCCAAAUCAAAUGCUGCAGCCAGGAUACCCAACUCCAUUUGCACAACAGUACCCACCAGCACUGCCCCAAAGACCACCACCUCGUCUCCCACCAAACCCUGGCUUUAUCCUGCAGUGAAGAUGCCACCGUGGCCUGACUCGUGUAUAUCGGUGCUGACCUUUUUAUUCCUUCACUCCCAGAAACAACCUAGGUAGUGGCAAAUCUCCAGUGCUAUGUGCAUAAGAGUACAAUAAAUUUAGGCUGAGAA
Sceloporus undulatus (fence lizard) is the source of this 1063-nucleotide messenger RNA. RefSeq names its product VPS37B subunit of ESCRT-I (gene VPS37B). The transcript is spliced from 4 exons. The record is from RefSeq and is a predicted model, not a curated record. Gene Ontology annotation, cellular component: ESCRT I complex. NCBI's taxonomy places the organism in Eukaryota, Metazoa, Chordata, Lepidosauria, Squamata, Phrynosomatidae. Gene Ontology annotation, biological process: protein targeting to membrane; ubiquitin-dependent protein catabolic process via the multivesicular body sorting pathway; protein targeting to vacuole. The coding region runs from base 70 to 933 and encodes 287 amino acids.